Xenopus laevis (African clawed frog) is the source of this 1318-nucleotide messenger RNA. RefSeq lists its product as uncharacterized. Lineage: Eukaryota; Metazoa; Chordata; Amphibia; Anura; Pipidae. The coding region runs from base 87 to 863 and encodes 258 amino acids. The transcript is spliced from 5 exons. The record is from RefSeq and is a predicted model, not a curated record.
AUUGGUGGAAACUGUUGUCUAGGCAACAAUAAUGCCUCCGCCCACUGUGGCUUCGUGACGUGGGCAACUCGGAAGCGGAAGAAAACAUGGCUAGGAAUGAGGAGAAGCAACACGGGACGCUGAAUCGGCUCUGGCUUCAGAAGGCUAAGGAAGAGGGACACAUAAAGGACAUUACCAGCAACAGGCCUAGGUUGUCUGCCUUACAUAAUGCGUCAGAUGUGAAGAAAUGGAUUCCUAGCAUUAAAAAUGAGAUAGAAUACUAUUUAGAGCAAUCCCAGCUUACACACUAUUCAGACAGAAAAAUCAUAGAAUUCCAGGAGAGGAUUGAAACACUGAGGAAAGAGUAUCAAAGUUAUCUCUGGAAAUUGCGCAAGUUGGACCCUUCCUGUAAAGAUCACCCGUGGAAACUGCGAGGUUAUAAAAGAAAGAGGACUGAGGAAGAGAAAGUGCCAUCUUGGGUAGAAUCAGGUGGUGCCAAGUUACUCUCCACACCCAUUCUCAAUGACACGGAGCAGGAAUCUUAUCCAGACUCUGAAGAAGAAAUCUUGAUCCCUGAAAAAACAGACAAUGAAGCAGCAAAACCAGACAGUCCAAAUAUCAGUCUUGAUGUGCAGGAUAAACCUUUAAUUUUUGAUAGUAAAAAAUCCCUGCCAAAGCAUCUCUGGCUCAGAUCAACUUAUAGUCUCUCUACUUGUGGCACAAACCAAAUAAAAGACAUUCUCUUGUCAAAUGAUGCAGUACUGAAAGGAAACAGCAGUACAGCAACUAUUCAUGAGAAGCAUGCACAAGGACCUGUUAGUGGAGGCAACAUGAAUGGGAUUCUGGGGUUGGACUGCUACUCCUCUUCUGAAGAUGAUAGCUGAUGAAACCAAGUUACAUCUUAAAGCUGAUAAAUUGUAUGUGUUAAGAGCACAGAAAUGAUUGCCAGCUCUCAAGUUCCACUUGUGUAAACCUUUAAAUACAUUUUACCAAGUUUUAGCCAAAAUAUAUAUGAGCUUGUGAACCAUGUCAAGUUCCCUCAUUUUAUGUUGGUCCUAUACUGCUUACUGUGUAGAAAAAUAUUACAAUGCAUUUAAAAACAUUAAACCCCUAGCAACAAUGUGCAUUAUAUGUAACUGAGUGGUAGAACCAUGUUCACUUACCCUUUUAGACUAACUAGAAAGCUAUUAAGUCCCAGAUAAUUAAGAGACACAAUAUUCACCUACACUAUCUGCACAGAAGAAAGAUAUUGUUGGUCUAACCCACUCUGUAGUGCUGAUUAGCUGCUAUUUUUUUCAGUGCUCAGACUAACAUACACUCUGGGGGUGACCAGCAGAUA